Messenger RNA from Salvia miltiorrhiza (redroot sage), 2919 nucleotides. RefSeq lists its product as uncharacterized. The coding region runs from base 1 to 2919 and encodes 972 amino acids. The transcript is spliced from 4 exons. Gene Ontology annotation, molecular function: nucleic acid binding; RNA-DNA hybrid ribonuclease activity. The record is from RefSeq and is a predicted model, not a curated record. Lineage: Eukaryota; Viridiplantae; Streptophyta; Magnoliopsida; Lamiales; Lamiaceae.
AUGGAUAGGAAUAGCGCCCCCAGUCCUGAUGGCUUUAACGGGGCUUUCUUCCAACAUUCUUGGGAGAUUGUGGGUGAGGAUGUGGUUGCUGCUGUUCGUCGGUUCUUCACGCAUGGCUAUCUCCCUCAGGGCCUCAAUUCCAACCUGCUUUGUCUUCUUCCCAAGAAGAAUGAUGCUGUGUUGGUCUCUGACUUCCGUCCUAUUGUGCUUGGUAAUUUCUUCUUCAAAGUAAUUACCAAGAUUUUGGCUUCUCGCCUGAAUAUGGUGGCUGCUGUCAUUGUCUCUGCAAAUCAGUUCGGGUUUAUCUCGGGGCGUUCUAUUCAGGAAUGUAUUGUGCUUGCUUCUGAAGGGGUUAAUUGCAUGGAGCGAUCGAUACAGGGAAGGAACAUGGCUCUGGAGGUGGACAUCAGGAAAGCUUUUAAUACUCUUAGCUGGGAUUUCGUUGAGACGGUUCUGCACAGUUUCAGUUUCUCUCAGAUUUUCCGGCAGUGGAUCAGAGUUAUCUUCGAGUCGGCUCGGAUUUCUGUCCUCUUCAAUGGGGAGCAGCAUGGUUUCUUCGGCUGCUCACGUGGGGUUCGCCAGGGGGAUCCUUUGUCACCGAUUUUAUUUGGUUUGGCUGAAGAUGUCUUGAGUCGCCUUCUCCUGGAUGCUGCUGAUAUGGGUUUUAUUACUCGGAUGAAGAUGUCUCGCUCCUUGCUUUUCCCUUCUCAUCUUCUGUAUGCUGAUGAUGUCUUUUUGUUUUGUAAGGCUACAAAGCGUAGUUGCAGGAUGAUUGACUCUAUUCUUCAGAUCUAUGCUUCUGUUUCAGGACAAUUCUGCAAUAAAGCCAAGUCCACGGUUUUCUUUGGUAGAGGGGUGCCUAUUCAGUUGAGGCGUCGGUUGCAGUGGGAGUUGGGGUUCUCCAUCGGCUCUCUGCCUUUUAUUUAUCUGGGUGUCCCCAUUUUUGCGGGACGAGCUUCCACUGCUCGCCUUUCCUGUAUUCGUGACCGCAUCAUUGCGCACUUUCCAAGAUGGCAGGGAAUGCAGCUUUCUAUGGCCGGGCGUAUUUGUCUUGUCACUUCCAUCAUCCAGAGUGCGGCGGUCCAUAGCAUGUUGAUUUACAAGUGGCCGGCUAAGCUGCUUCAUGAGCUGGAUAAAGCCUGCAGGUCCUUUAUUUGGACAGGUUGCACUACCUCUAAGCCUAGAUCUUCAGUGUCUUGGAAUAGGGUCUGCGCUGCUAAGAACCAGGGAGGGCUGAACGUGAAGUCCUUUACUCACAUUAGUCAGAGCUUCCUGCUUCGUUUGAGCUGGUUACUUGUCACCUCGGAUUCUAUUGGCUUCAAGCUUUUUAGACAGCGUUAUCUGGACUCCUGUUUGAGGCCUCGUUCCCCUUGGUUCUCCUCCAUGAUCUGGCUGGUGGACAGAAUCGAGAUUCCUGUUAAUGUUCAUCAGACUCUCAUGCAACCUAUCUCGGAUUAUUUCUUUGAUAAUUCCUGGCAUUUCACUCUGGACUUCUUGCAGACUUUCCCGGAUCUUGCUUUUGAUAUCGUGUCGGUUCCUAUUGGUGAUGGGGGGGAUCACCGGGCCUGGAUUCAUUCUCACUUUGGAGAGGUUUCUGCCGCGCUCGCUUUGGAUCAUGUCCGCCCCAAAUUUCCUUUGGUUGAUUGGGGCAGAUGGAUCUGGGCUCCGUUUAUCCCGACGCGCCGUUCCAUUGUCACCUGGCGCGUGAUCCUUGGACGACUCUCUACUGCCAGCUCGCUGCGCCGUUCUGGCUUCAUUGGUCUGAGCUGGUGCCCGCUUUGCCGGAAUGCGGAUGAGGAUAUUGAUCACCUCUUCUGGGAUUGUGAUGUUGCUAGACUUGUUUGGCAGUAUCUUUUUCUCUGGUUCGGAGUUGACGCUCCAUGGUUUCAUGAUUUUGGGAGUUUGAUCCUUUGGGCCAUGAAGAGACCGGCUAGCACGCAGGUGGACAAUCUUUGGAGGGUUGGGGUUAUGUCUACCGUUUGGAGUAUCUGGAAUGUUCGUAACAAAGCUGUGUUUGAGGAGGCUCCUGUUUCUGCUGUGGCCUUGUCGAUUCAGAUCAAAGCUUUUAUUUUGAAGUCUUCUCAAUUCUGUUUAGGCGAGAUGGCUAACUCGGUUGAGGAGCUGCUGAUUCUUCAUGGUUUGGGGGUGCCUGGCAGACCUCGCCGGCCGAUCUCUUUUGUCUAUGUGUUCUGGUCUCCUCCUCCGGCCCCCUGGCGCAAGAUCAAUAUCGAUGGCUCUGUUCAUGGCUCUCCUCAUCUCUUUCAUGCGGGAGGGGUCAUUAGAGACUCUUCUUGUGUUUUGGGCUGCUUCCACUUCUCUGCUGGGCGUGGUUGGCCUUUCGAGGCUGAGCUUCUCGCUCUCAUUAUUGCUCUGGAGGAGACUGUUAUCCAUGGCUGGGGCUAUGUCUGGAUUGAAACGGAUUGCACUUACUUGGUUGAUCUUUUCCGUUCUCGUUCCGACACCGUUCCUUGGAGGUUCUUCAGCCGCUGGCGUAAGGUUUGCUUGAGAAUUGAUUAUAAAAGUAAUUGCAUUAGGAGGUUCACUGCUAGCGGGGAACUGGGUCUGAUCGGCUGGUUGGUUUGCGGGUUUUUGCCUCUCUACCUUUGCAUCGGACUACUUUGGUGGCUGUGGGUUCUUUUGGGGCCGGGUCAGGUUGGUGGUCGUUUGGUUGCGGUGCCCCUCCGGGCUCCCUUUUCCCCGCGGAAGCGUUUGAGGUUCGAGGAGGCCUGUUGGUCUGAUGGUGUCCGACCUCUCGGCGUGCUUCUGGCACGUGUUCUCCUGCGGGUCGUGGCGGAGAUGCUCGAGUUCGAAAUGCUGCUCUGCGCUGGCAGUUUCAGGCAGUUUGCCUUGGCGACCAGCCAGCUCUGUCCCUGGUCUGUUUUAAACGCCCGGCACAGGAGGGCCUAUCCUGCCGGAUAG